AUGUCGGAGCCCUGCACAAAGCACCAGGAGAACAAGGGCCAACCAUCCCACAACAAGAUCCACGGUCUAGGACCCCCACUCCCGAAACUACCAAUAGGCCUAGCUUCAAUCCCGAUCCCCGAUCCACCACGAGAUAGUAGCCGACCCACAUCCGGACAACCGAGGCCAGACCUCACCCCACACACCCCAACCCAGGACCCUGCCAUCACCACUGGACUAGGCCCGGAAGUGUCCGUAUCCCCGACUUGCACACCAGAAGAUCGGAGAAAACGGGGAGAUCGAGCCUCGCUCCUCACCCUAGGACGACUCACCACCACUGACGGUAAACAGCCAGAACCACUCCCCACUCUAAUAAGGCACCACCAGCCAACACAUCCACACCACCGGAGAGGCCGCAAGACCCCAUCACGAACGGCAACCAAAGAUCGGCGAAGACCGUCCGCCAAGCCUCCUCUAGCCAUCGAUGGAGCGAAAUGCGCGGAGACACCACAAAAUCGAGGUGGGGGAGUGCAACCAAGGGUCAUCCGCCGGCAGGAGCGCCGGCUAUUCGCCAGGGAAGGCGAGGAGAGCAUAGAGACAACGAAGGAUGAGCGACGAUUUAGGGAUAAAGACAAUUACAAUUCGCGAAACUCAGAUAAUGUGCAAGAAGAAGAAGAAGAAGAAGAGGCAGAUAAGGAACAAUGCAGUCCUGUAUCAGUAUUGGACAACACCCCAUAUGAAGACGACGAGGAACAUGAAAAUCGAGACACGGACGAUUAUAUGAUGAAAUGCAGUUACGAAAAUGUCCAAAGGGCCAGGCAGCAACUUUUGUACAGGCUCCAAAGAUUUGAGAAACUCGCGGAAUUGGACACAACCGAACUGGAGAGAGAUGUUCUACAAGGAUCGGACGAUGAGGACGGUGAUGAGCAACUGCCAAUGUACGAAAAGCAGAGUACUGUAGAAAACAUAUUGACACAAGUUUUUGACCAGUCAAACCUUGGCUACAACUCUAGGAACGUGUCGCCCGACAUGAAGAGGCUCGUGCACGAUUUAAUAGUCGAGGAGAAUGGCGAAGUUGCUUUCGCGGAAAAUAAUGAGGUCUUGAUUAGCCGAAUUUGUCGAAUAUUGGAUUCGUGGAGAGAGGUCGAGCCAAACACUAUUGACAUGAUGGUUGGGUUCGAUUUCAAGGGAGAGUUUGGUCGGUGGACGAAAUUUGACGAGCAAUUGGGAGAUGUAUCGACCGAGAUUGAGCUCGCGAUUUAUGGCUUGUUGGUGGAGGAAAUUUCGGACGAGCUCGUUAACAUGGACGGAAAAUGUUUGCAAUUUUAAUCGGUUGUUGCUAAUUUUAUUUUAUUUUUUUUUUUGGUCGGGGGAUAGAUUAAUUAGUUCAUGUAGAGUAGUCAUCUCCAUGUAUGGGGAAGAUGGUGUAUGUUAGCUAACUCAGCUUCUAAUUGUCUUGAGCAAAUAAGAUCAAUAAUGGUGUGUGAGCCUGAAUUCAUUGUCCUUCUAUUUUUAGCAUUCAAUUUAUUACUUUCAGGUACAAA
Messenger RNA from Striga asiatica, 1523 nucleotides. NCBI's taxonomy places the organism in Eukaryota, Viridiplantae, Streptophyta, Magnoliopsida, Lamiales, Orobanchaceae. The record is from the annotation of a GenBank genome assembly.